AGCCCGGGCGCCGUCGCCGCCGGAGUCUGAGGCCGUCGGGUCCGCGCGCCGUCCGCCCGCGCUCCUCUCCGUUGUCUCAGCCUUCCUCCCGCGGAGCCUCGGCCGGGCCCCCGCCCGCUCCCGCGCCUCGCGAGCUCCUCCCCGCCCGCAGCUCCCGUCCCGCGCGGAGCAGCCCGGCCGGAGCGGCGAUGCGCCUCAUUCAGAACAUGUGCACCAUCGCCGAGUACCCCGCCCCGGGCAGCGCCGCGGCCGCCGACUACUGCCUGAGGGCGGCGGGCCGCCGGCUGGUCAAGAUCGCCGUGGUGGGGGCCAGCGGCGUGGGCAAGACCGCCCUGGUGGUCCGGUUCCUCACCAAGCGAUUCAUUGGCGACUACGAGAGAAACGCAGGUAAUCUCUACACCAGACAAGUCCAGAUAGAAGGUGAAACCCUGGCUAUUCAGGUUCAAGACACUCCAGGUAUUCAGGUCCACGAGAACAGCUUGAGCUGCAACGAGCAGCUGAGUAGGUGCAUUCGCUGGGCCGACGCUGUGGUCAUCGUUUUCUCCAUCACCGACUACAAGAGCUAUGAACUCAUUGGCCAGCUCCACCAGCAGGUCCAGCAGCUCCACCUGGGCACGCGGCUGCCCGUGGUGGUCGUGGCCAACAAAGCUGACCUGCUACACAUCAAGCAGGUGGACCCUCAGCUUGGACUGCAGCUGGCCGGCAUGCUGGGCUGCUCCUUCUAUGAAGUGUCCGUCAGCGAAAACUACAAUGACGUCUACAACGCUUUCCACGUCCUGUGCAAAGAAGUGAGCCACAAACAGCCGCCGAGCAGCACGCCCGAGAAGCGAAGAACCUCCCUGAUCCCCAGGCCCAAGUCGCCCAACAUGCAGGACCUGAAGAGGAGGUUCAAGCAAGCCCUUUCUGCCAAAGUGAGGACUGUCACCUCUGUCUGAAGCAGAGGCACUUGGGGGUGUGGUCUUCCCAGGAGGAGAGUCUGAGGCUCUUCAGGUGCAGGAACGUUGAAUGCUGGGAGUAAUUCGUGGUUCCAGAACGGGCCGGAGCAGGGAGGCCCGCAGGGCCUGCGGAACUGGUGCGGAAAAGGAAGCAUUGUUCUGAGCCGGGGGACAGAACCGGUGAGGCUUGAUGCCCACCAAGCCGCUCUCUGAAUAUGUGAAAUGGACUCCCUGUCUUGUCCUGUGGAGGGGAAGGGGACACAAUUGCUUUGGAUUUUGUCCUUAAUACCUUGUAAAUGAUGCUCAGUGGUAGAUUCACCAAAUAUAUCGAUGUGAUUUACAGUGGGAAUGAAAUAGAUUCAGCUCUCACGGGCUUUCCUUUUUCUUCCUUCUCUUUUCCUCCACCCGUAUCCCCUAAGGAAGAAUUGCUUUUCGCUUACAAGGAGGAUUUGCAUCUCUGGAACCCUAUUCCUGAUAGAAUGCCUUUCUAACUGGAAGGGUACCCAGUUUCUUAGGACAAAGAGGAAAAUAUUUCCCCAUUCUCCCCAAAAGGGUGGAGUUUACGGGCCAAAAUGUGUACCCAGACAUCUGUAAGCGUAUAUGGCCUCACGCGGGAGGCUGCUUAGUUGGGCCUGUGAUCAGUGGUGGAGAACAAACUCUUCAGCCCCAAACUUUGAGUGGUUGUGAGACUGUAUAAUUAAAAAAAAACAACUGUUGCAUCAGGUACAGAAAGAAAAUGUGUCCAUUGAGUUUGGUGUGAUUUGUGUAACUGGCUCAUGGCAAUGAUGUUGGGCUGCUUCCCAGGCCUGGUUGAGUCAUGGCUUAAAUACCAAAACACUAUCUUACAGCGAGCGAACAGAUGCACAAAUCCCCUACACAGAUGCACUUUAAAGCCACCCAAGCUUUGGCUUAAAUUGUAAUUAAUUUAUUUUAUGUACAAUAAAUUUCAUUUUUAAAGAAUAGA
Molecule: messenger RNA, 1899 nt
Organism: Eptesicus fuscus (big brown bat)
Lineage: Eukaryota; Metazoa; Chordata; Mammalia; Chiroptera; Vespertilionidae
Gene: RASL11B
Product: RAS like family 11 member B
Exons: 4
Coding region: 189-935 (248 amino acids)
Molecular function (GO): GTP binding; GTPase activity
Source: RefSeq, a predicted model, not a curated record